Messenger RNA from Gaeumannomyces tritici R3-111a-1, 342 nucleotides. RefSeq lists its product as hypothetical. NCBI's taxonomy places the organism in Eukaryota, Fungi, Ascomycota, Sordariomycetes, Magnaporthales, Magnaporthaceae. The transcript is spliced from 2 exons. The coding region runs from base 1 to 342 and encodes 113 amino acids. The record is from RefSeq and is a predicted model, not a curated record.
AUGAAAGGAAUUUUUAAAGCCUUUUACGAAAAAACAAAAUGCGUAGCCCAAAGCAUUAAUAAUAACGAAAAGGAAACGAUUUUAACGCAAGCUUUUACGAUUAUGCGUUGCAACCAGCAAUUAAAUUUUGCCGGAAUUAAAAUUGCAUUAAUACGCUACGUAUUAAAAGCAUUACAAAAAACGGUUAAAUUGCGAAUUGUUAUGUUACAAUCCGUAUUUUUUUAUUACAAAGCGCAAUACAAGCUUCGAAAUAAUAAGGAUGCAAAUAAACGAUACGCUAAAUUUUGGAAAUUAAGGAUUUAUGGAUUUCGAAAAAAAAACGCUUUAAAAAGCGGGAUUUAA